This is a messenger RNA of Anisakis simplex (herring worm), 966 nucleotides long. Lineage: Eukaryota; Metazoa; Nematoda; Chromadorea; Rhabditida; Anisakidae. The record is from the annotation of a GenBank genome assembly.
AUGUCAGACUCAAUUGCAGUCACGGAUUCGUUGCAACGUCAAAAAGAAAUGGGCAACAGUCGGUACCAAGAUUCAUCACUCACCCGCAAAUAUGUGGUCAUUUUUUUAGCCGUAUCCGCUUAUUGGAUGUGUUCAAUGGGUCUUGUCUUCCUGAACAAAUACCUUCUGAGCAGUCAAUCGCUCAAGGUGUUACCACUUUCAUUCGUAUUCGUGGCGAUGAUAGCAACGAAUAAUCUUUGUUUGAAACAUGUUGGUGUUUCGUUUUAUUACGUUGGACGAUCGCUGACGACUGUCUUCAAUGUGGUCUGUUCCUAUUUGAUUCUGGGACAAACCACGUCGUGGCGAGCGCUCUUCUGUUGUGCCACUAUUAUUGGUGGUUUUUUUCUGGGUGUUGACCAAGAGGAUGCGGCAGGUUCGUUGUCGGUGAUUGGUGUGAUUUUCGGGGUGAGUGCUUCGCUGUUUGUAGCGCUGAACGCUAUUUAUACGCAACGAACACUGCCGGCUGUCGGAGACAGCGUCGCUAGACUGACUAUGUACAACAACGCGAAUGCCGUAUUUCUGUUCCUGCCAUUGAUGCUGUUCAAUGGAGAGUUCACUGAAGUGAUUUAUUUUCCGUUGCUAUUCUCACCUCAUUUCUGGAUUUUGAUGAGCAUUUCGGGUGCUUUCGGCUUCAUGAUGGGUUAUGUAACUGGAUGGCAAAUUCAGGUAACUUCACCGCUGACACAUAAUAUCAGUGGAACAGCGAAGGCAGCAGCACAGACUGUGAUAGCGGUAACUUCACCGCUGACACAUAAUAUCAGUGGAACAGCGAAGGCAGCAGCACAGACUGUGAUAGCGGUAUCUUACUGGAACGAAGUAAAACCGUUCUUCUGGUGGGUUAGCAAUGCGGUCGUUUUGGUCGGUUCUGCAGCUUAUACGGCUGUGCGAAGACAGGUAAGCUUUCGAGUUUUCUCGUCCCUCAACUGA